CAUCAUCAAACCAACGUCAUUCGUACGAUCCAGAGUCCCCGAAACCAAACAAUGGCACUGAAAUUCACCCGAAAAGAUGAAUAAAACGGGAAAUCGGAUACCCAAUUAACCAAAAUGGCAAAAUAUCCUCAAAACUUUCAUCUCACUUCUCGACUUCUUCGUCUUCAGCUCUGAAAUCUCCAAAACCCAGCAACUUCACAGCUCAAAUGUCUCAUGGAUCAAUCUGCAUAUCUUUUUUAAUCCCUAAACUACCCCUAUACUUUUACUAAAUGCCAAAUCUAAACUACUCAAGGCAACAAAUAAACGCCCGUCCCAAGAAAACCCAAGAACCAAUCCAGAAUCAAAGUUCAAAAAGGGCAAUCAAAACAUGAUCGUUAGAACUUACGGUCGCCGAAACCGUGGAGGAGUUCCCAGAACCUGUUCCGAUUCUGUUGAGGACGACGCCGGCGUUUUCGAUUCUCUGUCCCAAGAGACAUCUCAAGGUUUCUGCAGCUUCAAUUUCUCGUCUCAAGAGUCGAGCUCCAUCUGGUCUUCCUCCUUCGAUCACGACCUUUACGGGAACUGUUCGUCUCAGAGAUCAUCGUCCCAGUUCGAAGAUCCGUCGUUGAACGGCCCGGUUAGGAAGGCUAAGAGAGCUAAGAACGGGAAGAGGGAGAAGGUAAAGGCGUUGACAUCGUGGGUUCCGUCCAAUUCCACUACGUUGAUGGAGGCGCAGGAGUUUGGGGAGAUGAUGGAGCACGUGGACGAGGUGAAUUUUGCACUCGAUGGGUUAAAGAAGCAUCAGCCUGUGCGGAUCAGGAGGGCGAGCUUGUUGUCACUGUUGUCAAUUUGUGGGACUGCUCACCAGCGUACACUACUGAGGACUCAGGGGAUGGCAAAGACUAUAGUUGAUGCUGUUUUGGGUCUUAGCUUUGAUGACUCACCCAGCAAUCUGGCUGCUGCUGCUCUUUUCCAUGUUUUGACUAGUGAUGGCCAAGAUGAUCACCUUUUGGAAUCGCCUAGUAGCAUUCAUUUCCUAAUCAAAUUGUUGAAACCAGUAAUCUCUGCUGCUACUGUAGAUAAAGCGCGAAAUAUGGGCUCUAAGCUCUUAGCAUUGCGCAAAGAUUUUGGCAUCUCACGUGAUACGUCCACAGUGUCAGAUUCCAGUGCUGCAGCUAUUUUAUCCAAAGUUCAGGAAAUUCUUGUCAGUUGCAAAGAUGUGAAGUCAUGGGAUGAUGGUGAAAUGGAGAGGCUCGAGUUGAGCCCAAAGUGGAUGGCUUUGUUAACUAUGGAGAAGGCAUGCUUAUCUAAGAUCUCUUUUGAAGAUGCAUCUGGUGUAGUCAGAAAGACUGGGGGCAACUUUAAGGAGAAGUUACGAGAGCUUGGUGGCCUUGAUGCUGUCUUUGAGGUUGCGAUGGAAUGCCAUCGUGUUUUCAAGAGUAUGGUAGAAGUAGAACACAGUCCGCCUUCUACUCGAGAUGUAAAAGAUGAUUUGGAUCUACAAAGCCUUGCAAUACUGUUGAAGUGUUUGAAAAUAAUGGAAAAUGCUACAUUUUUAAGCAAAGAUAAUCAGACUCAUCUGCUUGGAAUGAGAGGAAAAUUGGCUACUCAUGGAUCGAAAUUAUCUUUUACAAAUCUCAUUAUAAGCAUCAUCAAAAUUUUCUCUGGUUUUUAUCUUCUUAAACAUCCUCCUGCCACCUCUGGUGAUGAAAAGUUUAGUCUGUUUGAUGUUGUGGACAACAAAGUAGACUCCAAUGAGACUAUGUCCAUCGGCUCUUCUAAAAGGUCUUCCAGCACAGGGAGGACCUCCUCCGAAAUAAGCCUCAUUCCAUCACAGAGAAGUUCAAGGGAAUUUGAUGCCCAUCACACUGUUUCUAGUUCUGAAACUGCCACCACAUCUAUGAGAGAUUCAUGCUUAAUAAAGACAGGAAUCAGCUCUUCUAGUUCUGGUUCAUGCCAUGGAGCAGUAUUAAGGAUUUCCAGCAGUGAAGCACUAGGAACUAGUGAUGGGACUAGAAUCAAUUUUGGUCAUGGUGAGAGAUCUUGCAGUUCAAAGGAUGUAUCAUGUGAACUUUUGGAAGAGAGUCAAGAUCCUUUUGCAUUUGAUGAAGAUGAACUCGAGCCCUCAAAAUGGGAGGUGUUGUCUGGGAAAGAAAAACCAUUUCAAAUUAAAAGAAAUAUCUUAAAGGACAAAGACUUUGGUUAUCAGUUUAUGACGAGUCAAGAAACUUCAAGUGAAUUGGAAAAUCACCAGGAAGAAUUAAGUGACUUGGAGCAUCGUCUUUCACUUGAAAACUUGUCUUCCCCUGCUGCCAACAAGGGAAAUUCUGGCCUUCUGUCAGACUGCCUCCUUACUGCCAUCAAGGUUCUGAUGAAUUUAACCAAUGAAAAUCCUGUUGGCUGUCAGCAAAUUGCGGCCUGUGGAGGACUUGAGACCAUGUCGUCAUUGAUUGCUGACCACUUUCCUUUAUUCAGCUCACCUUCACUUCCAUUCAUUGAGACAAAAGAAAACACUUCAAGCAUUGAACUACCACAUCGAAAUGAUCGACAUCUUACCGAUCAAGAGUUAGAUUUCCUUGUUGCUAUACUGGGCCUGCUUGUGAACUUGGUAGAGAAAGAUGCAUCUAACAGAUCACGGCUUGCCGCUGCAAGUAUUGUUUUACCUGCCUCAGAAGGAUUAGAAGAGGAGAGCCACAGGGACGUAAUUUCACUGCUGUGUUCCAUCUUUCUGGCCAACCGAGAGGCUGGUGACGCAUCUGCAGAAGGAAACAAUGUGUCAUGGGAUGAUGAGGCAGCUUUGCUGCAAGAAGAGAAAGAAGCUGAGAAGAUGAUUGUACAAGCUUAUGCAGCCCUGCUACUUGCAUUUCUUUCGACUGAAAGCAAAAGUGCACGUCAUGCAAUUGCCAGCUGCCUUCCAAAUCGCAACCUGACUGUUCUUGUACCUGUUCUAGAGAGAUUUGUGGCAUUUCAUUUGACAUUAAACAUGAUAUCACCGGAGACACACAUGGCCGUGAGUGAAGUCAUCGAAUCAUGUAGGGUGCCAUGAAAGCUCGAGAUAUGGAAAUCCUAAACAGCUUUCAAAUUGCCCUCAGAUUAACUCCUUGUUGCACGACAAUUUCGCUUAGUGGAUGGACGACUGGGGCACACACUCAGUGGUGGAACUAACAGUAUGAGUGUUUUAUACUUGAUUGACCCAAUCUUCAAUUUUUUUUUCCUUCCCUUUUAACUCCUGUUUUUCUUUCCUACGAUCUUCUUUUUGAAUGGUGCAGGCCGAGUCACUUUUCUACGAAAACUAUAGUAGAAUCAAAGUAGCUUCUCUCUCCAUGUAUUUUCCUAGUUGUAUUGCUGUUGAUUUUGGUUUUGCCAACUUUCCCCUUUUUGUUUGAAAAUUUCCACCCUAGUGUGAAUAGAAAGUAGGGUGUCUUCAUCCACGUUGGUAACCGUCAAUACCUUAUCUUUUGUGCUCCAUUAGUUUCUUUUUGUUAUGAAACAGCUAAAUAUGUGGCCAAUGAUUAUGUAGUAUGUUCCCCACCAGAUAGCAGCACAUCUAUGCCUGUGAAUUUCUUUUUUAAUACAAUAUUUACAAUCUGUUAUUCAACGUAGUUGUUGUACUGCCUUUUGCUCCCAA
This is a messenger RNA of Tripterygium wilfordii, 3607 nucleotides long. RefSeq names its product wings apart-like protein 1. NCBI's taxonomy places the organism in Eukaryota, Viridiplantae, Streptophyta, Magnoliopsida, Celastrales, Celastraceae. The coding region runs from base 368 to 3025 and encodes 885 amino acids. The transcript has 13 exons. Gene Ontology annotation, biological process: regulation of chromosome condensation. The record is from RefSeq and is a predicted model, not a curated record.